AUGUCUUUAACGGAUUGGUCUCUUCUUUCAUUACUUUCAUCAUCAAUUGAACAAUGUAAAUCGAUUGAAUUGAUGCCAUUAACAUCAACUGAACAGUAUAUUGUGUAUUGUCAUUGUGAAGAAAAUAUUUAUUUAUGUUUAAAUCUAUUUGAAAUAAAAUCUAUUGUUAAUUUAUGUUACGCAUUUAUUUUUUCAAAAGAUUAUCAAGAAUAUAAUCAAUUAAAUAUUUCAACACGUGUUUUACUUUCUUAUGUAACUGAAUGUUUAACGAGUUGGAAUAUACGUCGACGUUUAGUUUUAUCUGGUAUAAUAAAUAUUCAAGAAGAACUUCAAUUUUUAGAUAUUCUUCUUAAUUUAAAACCUAAAAGUGAACAAUUAUUUCGCUAUAGACGUUGGAUAUUAAAACAAGAGAAUAUUUCUAAAAUAUUAAUUAGUAAAGAAUUAGAAAUAUGUGAUCGAACAGCUGAAAAACAUUUUAUUAAUUAUGCAUCAUGGUUAUAUCGAAGAUGGAUUAUUGAAUAUUUCAAUAUAAAUAUUGAUGAAGAAUUAGAACGAAAUCGUUUAUGGUUAGAAAAGAAUUUAUCAGAUUCAAGUGCUUUUUCAUUUCGUGCUUAUCUUUUAUCGAAAAAAGAUUUAAAUGAAAUUAUAAUUGAACAUGAAUUAAAAUUUAAUGAAAAUAUGUUAAAAUUUUAUUAUGAUAGAGAAUCAUUAUGGAUCUAUAGACAAACAUUAAUAUUUUUAGCAAUAAAAUUUUUAUCAAUAGAUGAAAAACAAUUAUUAAAUAAAGAAUUAGAUUUAGUAAAACUAUUUGAAGAAAAUUUUUUUUCAAAUAGAUAUUCUAGAUUGUUAAAUAUACUUUUAUCUAGUGAUGGAAAACAAUUUCGAAAUUAA
Rotaria sp. Silwood2 is the source of this 891-nucleotide messenger RNA. The record is from the annotation of a GenBank genome assembly. Lineage: Eukaryota; Metazoa; Rotifera; Eurotatoria; Philodinida; Philodinidae.